Molecule: messenger RNA, 2361 nt
Organism: Aureobasidium vineae
Lineage: Eukaryota; Fungi; Ascomycota; Dothideomycetes; Dothideales; Saccotheciaceae
Source: the annotation of a GenBank genome assembly
AUGACCACGAACCAGGCUCCCAAUACGAGGGAGUUCAAAUCGUGGGAAGAUGCUNUUCAAUAUCCUGUCCCGGCUGUGCGCCGGCUUGAGCAACAACUCCGCUCGAAUAUCAAUGAGAACAGCGACAAGUUGCGCUCCCUGGUCGGCGAUAGUUAUCGCGAUCUGCUGAGCACCGCCGAACGAAUAGUCGACAUGGACCAACAGAUACAUUCAGUCGAAACACGCCUCGGAGAUAUUGGCCAAAAGUGCAAUGCUCGUGCCAUCGAGAGAAUUGCUGCCAAUCAACAAAGGACCGCUAAUGCUCAAAAACAUCGCAACUAUGCUCGCAAUGCUCUUGCUUCGAAUGUUGCUCUUCUUCAACGUUGCAUGACACAAGCACUCCAACUCAUCAAAGGAGGCAAUUUUGCCUUGCGUGCUGCAAAACUGCUUGUUAUCUCCAGAUUGCUGUUCACCAGUGCUGCCAAAUCUCCGGACCCGCCAGCUCUGCUUGACAACCUGAAGUCGAAGUUGACAUCACUCCGUCGCAAGCUGCUAAACCAUAUUGACAAGCGACUGGCGUCUGCCACUCUUGAGAAGUCCGCGCUGGUUGACACAUUGGCUGCCUUCUCUCUUGCGACCACAUCCACGCCAACAGACGUUUUGAACCACUUCUUGCAUGUGCGGGCCUCUGGUCUCGGUGAUCUGGUCGAAUCUCCCACGCAGAUCGACCUACACGAUGCGUUGGGUCUGCUCAUCACGACCAUCAAAGAAGUGCAGGCCAUCUUCCCAAAACAGCUAUCUGCUCUUCUUGGCAGGUUACAAGACGAGCCUUUACUGCAACACUCAAACAUCCAGGAUAUGCCGGAGCUUAACCUCGAUAUCUACGAGAGAUGGAUCUCCGACGAUGUACGCAAUUUCACUCCUUGGCUCAGACAUGAUCAGUUGCAAGCAUCUGCUGCCGCGAAUGUCUUGAAGAAAUGGGUCGCCCAAGCAAGAUCGACACUCCUGAAAGGACUCAAUUCACUACUUGAGGAUACCCAUGACUUAUCGGUAAUGAUCAUCUUACGGAAAGAAUUUAUUUCGCGUUCCCUGUCUGCCGACCGAAAAUUGCCUGGUCUUGAUCCGUCGAGCUUCUUCGAGGAAUUGCGUGCCUCCUUCAAUCGCCGUCUUCAAGCUUUAGUGGUUGCGUCUGCCAAUGUUGGUGAACAUAUCGUCGGCCCCUACUUGAGGGGCGAGUAUAUCCAGUCCAUAAUCAACCCUGGUCCUGCCGCCGAUCUUUGGGAUCCUGCCAAUCUCGAGAUUGAUCCAGGCAAAGGAUCCAUCACAUUCCGGAACCUGAUAAACAACGCUUCGCAAGGCAAAGAUGCCUCACUGCAGGGUCUGGUACAGUCGUUCAACUCAUGGUCUACAUAUUUGGCCACCUGGUCUACCACAAUCAAAGCCAUGCGCGAUGAUAGAUGGAAUGAUGAUCUUGAUCUCGACAUCGAAGAUGAUUUCGAGAUCGACUCUCCUCAAGAUUUGCUGGCCAGGGAAGAUCCUGACGAGUUGCAGAAAUUGCUCGCUUCGGAAAAAGCCAAGUCGCUCCGGGAUGCGUAUGAGCAGAUACAGUCCUACGUCGAGGAACAAGGCCGAACAGUCCGAUCCUUGCGACUUUUGCGAGAACUCGCGCAUCAGGCAUCACUAGGCGAAACACAAGCUUCCGCCACGAGACCACCACCGUCGUUAUCUCAAACCCUGCACGAGAUGCUUGCUGAGCAGGUAAUAGAAAAGUCGCAAGAGCAACAAAGAACCUCGACAAAACCAGCCAAGCUUUUUGUUCGUCCUCCACCUACCGCAUUAUGGGAAGGCUCUCCACCACUUCCGGUUCAGCCAUCACCUGCCUGCUUCAAAUAUCUGCAUGAAACAUGCAGGACAAUGAAGGAUGUCGGUAGUGAUCUUUGGUCGCCGUCCGCUGUCUCAAUACUUAAGAGCAGACUGCGGAAGACUAUUCUUGAUUCACUCAGCGAUACUCUGUUGAGUGCAAACAACACAAACGGCUCGACUGCACCAGCAGACUCUUUGAACGGAGACCAUGAAUCCUCCACAGCAGAAAAGGCCGUAGAAGGUUCUGCCNGGAGCAGCCCCCAGACCAAAACACCCACACCCUCGUCUCCAACAGAUCAAUCUUCCAAAUCCAUCCAAGCAGUCUUCGACUUGCUGUAUCUGGACAAGAUCCUCUCGGUUUCCAAGCCCAGCGCCAAGAUCCCUUGCUUUGAGGACACAAUCAAGGAGCUCAGACACAAGACCGACAUGGAAGAUCCUGCGAUCGAGCGCUUGAGAAAGAGUUCCAGCGAUUAUUACAAAAGGACAUACCUUUUGUUUGGGCUGCUCGCCGUGGGGUAG